This is a messenger RNA of Phycodurus eques (leafy seadragon), 3079 nucleotides long. RefSeq names its product neurotrophin receptor associated death domain (gene nradd). The transcript has 6 exons. Lineage: Eukaryota; Metazoa; Chordata; Actinopteri; Syngnathiformes; Syngnathidae. Gene Ontology annotation, cellular component: plasma membrane; cell surface. The coding region runs from base 345 to 1526 and encodes 393 amino acids. Gene Ontology annotation, molecular function: coreceptor activity; death receptor activity; nerve growth factor binding. The record is from RefSeq and is a predicted model, not a curated record. Gene Ontology annotation, biological process: Rho protein signal transduction.
AGGAGCAGCAGGAGAGCACACACACACACACACACACACACACACACACAAAGACACAAACACACGAACACAUGCUCGGCCGCCGCAUCCUGCGAGUUGAAACAAAAGAAACUUUGUGCCAAUCGCUGAAAAGGAUGGUAAAGAAAUGACCGAGGGACUUUGAAGGCAUCACUGUCUGUCUGGAAAGGCAAGACGAGUGUUGGACUAUGAGCGAAUUCUUCGCCUUUCCCAAGCAAAACAGACGUUUUUUCACAACUUUAUGUCUUUUCUGGACACCUUUGUAGAUGAGACUCUGCUGGUGCUGACUUUUUAUUCAUCGUUCAUCACACGAAAAGUUGAGGAGGAUGGCACCACUUCUCAUCUGCGGCUUUAUUCUUCUCAAAGUUGUCUUUGGUGACGCUUGCGCCAGUGGACAGUUCACCGAAUCCGGCGAGUGUUGCCGUGUGUGUCCUGCGGGCUUCGAAGUGGCGGUGGAGUGUGGAAAAGAUGAUACUAAAUGUACACCAUGCCCACAGGGAACUUUCUCCUCCUCUGAAGACCUCGGCCGUUGCCUCCCGUGCUCGCAGUGCCCGUACGGCGUCCCCACGUUGGCCACGUGCUCCGCCGUUGAGGACACGCAAUGCGAAUGCGACAGCGACUUUUUCUACUUCCGAGCCUACGGCCUGUGCGCGCCUUGUUCCAAAUGCAAGCGUGGCGAGGGGGCGGCGCAGGAGUGCGGCCCCAAGGGGGACACGCAGUGCCGGCUCUGCGUCCCGGGAACUUUCUCCGAAGAGCACGCUAACACCAAACCGUGCCAGACCUGCACCCAGUGCACGGACAGCGAGGUGGAGAUCCGGGCCUGCAUGCCCAACUCUGACACACUCUGCAUGGAUAAAAAGCUGCACAUUCUCUCCCGCGACACUCCGAGCUGGUCCGGUGUGGAGGAGGUGACAGCAGGCGGAGGAAGUCCUGCCCCGGGGACGCCCAAGUUCACCCCCCAGGGUGAGAAGGGCGGCAACAACAUCCUGGCCUACGUGUCGGUGCUGGCAGCGGUGGUUCUGGGCCUGCUCGUCUACGUCGCUUACAAGUGCUGGCGUUCGUGUAAACAGAAGCAGGCUCUGUCCAAGGCGCGGGCGGCCGAGCUGGGAGCGUCUCCGGAGGGAGAGAAGCUCCAAAGUGACAGCGGAGUUUUCCUCGACUCGCAGAGUCUGCAAGACAAUCAGCCCUGCAAAGGUACAAAGAGGGACAGCAAGCAGGACACCCGCCUAUACAUCAACCUGCCGCCCCACAGACAGGAAGAAGUGGAGCGUCUCCUGCAGGAAGGAGCGGGGCGUGGCUGGCGGCAGCUGGGCCAGGCGCUGGGGUACGAGGCCGAACAGCUGGACCUGUUUGGGCGCGGCGAGGCCCCCGCGCGCACGCUCCUCUCCAACUGGGCCCUGAAAGAAGGCUCCACUCUGGGACUGCUGUGCUCGGCGCUGGCUCGCAUCGAGAGGCCCGACGUGGUCUCGGCUCUCAACUGCCCCGCGCAGGGCGCCUCGGUGGUGUGACGCGGUCCCCGCCCACGACCCGCACAGGCAGGCCCACUCGCACCGCUAUGACAAUGGAGCACGGCAGUUGUUUUGCCUUCCUUGGACGCUUAUGAGUCUUUUUAACCAACAGAAAAAAUAGUGUUAUAGCCACAAAGUGAGAUUUUCAGUCUGGUGCUCUAUGAACUAUUUCCUUUUGUUAUCACCUAUAAUAAUGUCCACGAACCACACAGUGUGUCUACAAUCGGAACUGUCAAUGUGGACUAUUCAUUCAUUUAUAGUAUUCGAUUUUGUCAAAAUGGAAAUUUGUGUGAUAUUUAAUCAAUGCAGUACAUAAUAUUUGUAAUAAUCUGGGUGUCAAACUCAAGCCACAUCAUUUCCUGUGGCCCAUUGAAGGAAAUACAGUGUGUCGUGUCAUGUUUCUUGCUAAAUAGAUUUGUUCUUUCCAAAAAUCUGUACCAAAAUUGCAAUUAUUCAUUCACUUUAACCGGUUUUAGAAUCAUUUAUUUACACCAAACCCCUACUUAACAUAAACGGGACAAUAGUGGUAUUCUAAAAUAUUUGCGUGGCACUAUUUUCCAUGACUUAUAAUUUCUAAUUGAAUGUGUUGUUAAAAAUCUAUACAAUAUAAUAACAAAUGCAGGGACAAUUGUGUAUAUUUGAUAUGACAAUGAGAUUAUACAUUAUGUUUUUUUAAAGUCAUUACGACAGAGGGAAACCAUAAUUAUGAUAUGGCCCGUGACAAAAAGGAGCUAGACACCCCAAAUUGUUUUUUGUUUACAUACUGUACAUGCUAUUUCAACAACAACAACAACAAAAAGUGCCUUUCCUUGUUUUCUGCUCUCCUUGUGGUUUCUCAUGCAGAAAUCAACAUUUAAUUUGGAAGUAUGCAAAUUAGUCUUGGUAUUGCCUUUUUCUUUUUUUCUUUUCCUCAUCUAAUGUCUACACAGCCAUAGCCACAGGAGGCCGUUUGUUAAGUUAUACGUGGCCAGAAAGAAAGUCAUAGUCAAUGAUGAUUAGAAUUUCUCACAAAGGAGGCUGAUACGGUAUAACACGUGACAAUAGUUAAGGACUCCAAACUAGAAUGCAUGCAUAACGGAGAUAAUUGUUGACAUAAAACACUUAAAAUGUCCUUAUUUGUGUUUGAAAUGUUCUAUUGUUUUGUUCUGUUGGUAUUUCUUCAAUAAGAGCAAACAUGAAGAAUUUAGUGGAUGAUAGUGACACUGUUAUUUGGAGCUCUUCCUCGCUGUGAUUGUAAAUAUCUCAAAUGUUUUCCUCGCAGUAGCACACAGCGAGAUUCAGGUUAUCAAGACUGACGAAAGGGAUUUACAUGAAGACAGAACAUCUUCCCUUCUCGCGUUUUGUAUUUAUUUUACCACCAUUUUAAGUUGAAAUCCUCCCGCCUUCCUCCAACACGUCUGUGUGUGUGACACUAUGUGAUGACCGCAGAUGGUUUAGGUCAUGUAUGUUUUAUUUUUUUUUUUUUUUUUUAAAUUUCGAGGGGGAGGGGUUCAUAUUUCAUCUUAACUGUGUCCGUUUUGUCUCGUUCAAUGAAUAAAUCAUUUGUAAUAAAA